Messenger RNA from Brassica napus (rape), 1711 nucleotides. Its product is annotated as probable LRR receptor-like serine/threonine-protein kinase At5g59680. NCBI's taxonomy places the organism in Eukaryota, Viridiplantae, Streptophyta, Magnoliopsida, Brassicales, Brassicaceae. The transcript is spliced from 5 exons. The coding region runs from base 1157 to 1711 and encodes 184 amino acids. Gene Ontology annotation, molecular function: protein binding. The record is from RefSeq and is a predicted model, not a curated record.
CAAAAGAGUAAAGGACCGAAUCAAUUGGACAUGCAACCCUAAAUAGAAAUAAACGAUUUGUUUAUCAGAAACAAAAAAAACAUAUCUAACAUCGACUGUACCUAUGAUUCAGACUCGAACAAUUCUUGUGUGUUUAGAGCUUCUGGAAAACCAUAUUGACGAGAUUGAAAUAGGAGCAGAAUCUAGAUAGAGAUGAGAUUUAUGUGUUAUAGAUGAGAUUAUUGUGUUAGAGUGAGAAUCGUAGAGAAUCGUGAAAAUGUUCGAGACGAAGAGAUAGAGGAGAUAGAGGAACAGAAAAAAUAAUAAUUAAAAAUUGGUAAGCCCGGGCAAAUGAAAACUUUUCCGCCUAAAUUAUACGUAGCGCUUCCACCUAAAGUGCUAUGUAAACUGCCUAUUAAAAUUCUUAAAAAUUCGGCCCAACCAAAGAUAGCGUUUACAAUUUUAUAAACGCUAUCUAAACCCAAUUACGUAUCAACCAUAGCAUAAACAAAAAAACCGCUAUCCUACUACGCUAUAAAAACCCUCUUUUCUUGUAGUGAUUUGUUAAAUAACAUUUUUACAUGAAUAGCAGACAUAAUCAGUUUCUAAAAUACCAUUGUUUCCAGGUACUCUAGCGAUACCUAUGAUCGCAUUUGGAGACCGUACUUUAAGAUGGAAUGGACCAACAUUUCCACCACUCUAGACGUGGAUAUUGCCAACAAAUAUGAUCCACCGAAAGAUGCGCAAAAAAAUGUUGCCACGCCAGCUAAUGCCAGUGCGCCAUUGACGAUUGAAUGGAGUUCAGAAAAUCCUGAUGCACAGUAUUACCUGUACUCACACUUUUCUGAGAUCCAAGACUUGCAGGCAAAUGAAACCAGGGAAUUCAACAUGAAUUGGAAUGGAAAACUUUACUAUGCCUCUCUAACUCCAUUAAAGUUAGGAACAACUACUGUCUCUAGCCACUCACCGACAACUUGCAAUGGAGGGAAAUGCAGUGUUCAGCUGAUACGAACCAACCGAUCAACUCUUCCACCUCUACUCAAUGCUUAUGAAGUCUACACAGUCAUUCAGUUUCCGCAGUCCGAAACCGAUGAAAGUGACGGUGUGGGACUUUCUUUUUCCAGUUCUAUGCUUUCUUAUUAUACAAUAGAGAACUCAAGACAUUAAAACCUUUCUGAUGUCAGUGAGUGCCAUAAGAAGCAUUGCGGCCAGCUAUGCGUUAAGUAGAAUCAACUGGCAAGGUGAUCCAUGCUUCCCUCAGCUGCUUAGGUGGGACGGUUUAAACUGCACAGACGCGGAUAUGUCCAUUCCACCAAGAAUCACUUCUUUAAACUUGUCUUCAAGUGGUUUAACUGGAACCAUAGCAGCUGCCAUUCAAAGUCUUACACAACUAGAAAAACUGGACUUGUCCAAUAAUAACUUGACUGGAGGAGUGCCGGAGUUUCUAGGCAACAUGAAAUCGUUGUUGGUCAUAAAAUUAAGCGGGAACAAUCUUAAUGGUUCACUCCCUCAAGCCUUACAGAGGAACGGACUAGACCUAUCUGUCAAAGGAAACCCAAGGCUUCGUGUCUCCGAUUCAAGUAGAAAACCACUUAAGAAGAAAGUUUUUGUAUCAAUUGUCGCAUCAGUUGCUUCUGCAGCCAUUGCCAUUGCUCUAUUGCUUCUUUUCCUUUUACACAUAAAGAAAAGAUCAAAAGCUGUAGAAGGUCUUUUCAUGAUAGACAUCAAAUAA